GGUUCGACGCGCGCGCUGUCGCGCCGCGUGGGACAGUCGGAGCGAGCGGAGACUCGGCGUCCGGGUUCGGCUGGAGCCGGUGGCUGCCGAGUGAGUUCGGCUCAGCUCGGCUCGGUUCGACGCCCUCACGGCAGCGCCGCGCGGGUUCAGUCGGAAAGGUGACUCGGGGACAGGACAGCGUCCGGGUUCGGCUGGAGCCGGUGCACUGUGCCGGCGGGACGCGCAUAGACAGUUGGGAUUUUUCGAUUGGGAGUGAACCCUGUGAUUCCAGCCAUGGGCUCCUCAGCAUCUUCUCCUGCUACUGCAGUAAACACCUCAAAUCCUUCAGAUCAUCAGCCUGCUUCACCACCCUCAGGAUGCCCGAUGCAUAAAAGGCAAAGGAAAGGCUGUCCAGUGACUGCAGCAACAUCUGACCUUACCAGUGAGAGCAAAGCACACACUGUGCCUGCUCACCAAGAGCGGGCCUAUGAUUAUGUGGAAUGCCCUGUUACUGGUGCUGCAGCUAAGGAUAAGGAGAACCUCGAUCCUUCAAACCUGAUGCCACCACCUAAUCAGACACCAUCCCCAGAUCAGCCAUUUACUUUGUCUACCUCAAGAGAGGAAUCAUCAAUUCCGAGAGCCGACUCUGAGAAAAAGUGGGUUUACCCUUCUGAACAGAUGUUCUGGAAUGCCAUGUUACGGAAAGGGUGGAAGUGGAAAGAUGAUGAUAUUAGUCAGAAAGAUAUGUACAAUAUCAUUAGAAUUCACAAUCAGAACAAUGAGCAAGCUUGGAAGGAGAUUUUGAAAUGGGAAGCCCUUCACGCUCAUGAGUGUCCUUGUGGCCCAUCAUUGGUCCGAUUUGGAGGUAAAGCAAGAGAGUAUUCACCAAGGGCAAGAAUUCGUUCCUGGAUGGGGUAUGAAUUGCCUUUUGACCGCCAUGACUGGAUCAUCAAUCGUUGUGGCACAGAAGUUAGAUAUGUGAUUGAUUACUAUGAUGGUGGUGAGGUGAACAAGGACUAUCAGUUCACUAUCCUGGAUGUGCGUCCUGCCUUUGAUUCAUUCUCCGCAGUAUGGGACAGAAUGAAGGUUGCUUGGUGGCGCUGGACUUCUUAACUACUGUUUUGUUUGUUAUGAAAAAAGUGAAACUUUUUUCCUGAGAAAGCUGUUAAAACUAUUUUCCCCAAACUAAAUGCACUCAUAACAUCACUGAGGGUACUUUUCAAGUCAGUGAUCAUAUUUGAUCUCGUAUUUAACAAAGAUGCCAUGCUCCAUUAAAUUUUGAGUCACAUUUUCCAUUGCAGAUAAUAGGUCAGUUUAAUUUUUUUCCUGUUUGGUAUAAGUUCCUUAGUUUUCCCACUAACUCCAGUAUUUCAUGUUAUUUUCUUUAGACACCUUAACAACCUGGAAAAGAGGUUUUUCAAAGCAUAAAAAGUUGUUUUUAUUCUUACUAUUUCCUCAGGAGUAUUUGAGAUAUAAAACCUGAAAGUGUGUGAUGCUUUUACCUGCCAAAUAAUUUAACUAUAUUCAUUAUAAAUAAGAAGCACUUGUUCUUGUUUUAAAAGUAACUAAUAUUUCUAAAAUCCCUUUGGUCUAAUUAUCAAUCCUGAACAAAAUAUACAAGUAUAUACCAAAUGAAGUUCGCAAGACUGAUAUGUCUAUAUUUAAAUGUAAUUUCAGAUUUGACCCUGUUAAAAAUUUCAACCUGAUACAUAAAAAUUUCAAAAUACUUAUUUUUUUCAAUUCUGUCUCAAUAUGUAACUAUGAAUGAAAAGCUGAUCACACCAUCCCUGGAGGAUGACAAAUUAUCUUAUGUUAUCCCAUCCCAUUCCCUCUUCCCACUUGGAGCUUGCCACCAGUAGUGUAAUGUAAACCUUGAGAGCCUGGCUCCAGUCACAGUGCCAGAAGUGUUUCUUUGACGAAUAAGAUUAUAUUUGGCUAAGUGUUAGAAUUCACAAGAAGUGCAUUUUUUUUCAGAUGUGAAAUGUUUAUAUCAAUUCACCAUCAUUUUGAUGUUUUAAGCAUGUGCUAAGUUUGCUGUCAAAAACUGGUUGUUUUGCUGGGCAGUAGUAACACAAGCCUUUAACCCCAGCAUUUCAUAGAUCUCUGAGUUUGAGGCCAGCCUGGUCUACAGAGUGAGUUCCAUGACAGCC
Molecule: messenger RNA, 2129 nt
Organism: Mus pahari (shrew mouse)
Lineage: Eukaryota; Metazoa; Chordata; Mammalia; Rodentia; Muridae
Product: cytochrome c-type heme lyase
Exons: 7
Coding region: 274-1092 (272 amino acids)
Biological process (GO): cytochrome c-heme linkage
Cellular component (GO): mitochondrion
Molecular function (GO): holocytochrome-c synthase activity
Source: RefSeq, a predicted model, not a curated record